GCAACGAGCCUCAAGAGCAGCGUGGAAACAAAGUCAGUGUGUUGCCAGCGGAAAAAUUACGUCACAAUCAGCAUAUCAUGGGUUCAACAUUGGUCGAGCAGCAUCUUCCCUCGGCUACACACAGCACUCGGCCAUAUCAAUCAGCAGUGGCUCAGUCAGCUCAAUCGCUUCGAGUCUCGCAGCGACUCCAUCAAUCGGCGGGCAAGGAAUCAGUGGACUCAAUGGCGCUAGACCCAUCGCAACAGCCACAGCUCGCAACACCCUCCCCAGAAAGUAGUUCUACUUCCACCAAUUCAGGUUCAGGAUCAUCGAAGAGUGCUGAUACUGUCAAACGGGGUAUAUCACCAACAUUUCUCACAUCAUCAUUGUCAAGUAGUAAAAUUAGAGAUAGCAAUAGUAGUUUUGCAAUCAAUACGAGUAAUAAUUUGGAUGGAGUUGCUGACACAAAAGAAUCUUACACACGUGGAAAAAAUACCAAUACUACUAGCUCUAAAAAUGUUUUAUUCGCAACAGACGCUGACAAAUCGCCUUCUUCAUUUGCGUCAAACGAGCUAACCAAUUUCAUUAAUUUAAAUGCAAUUCAACCAACUUCAACAUCAACACUAAUAAAACAAACAUUAUCACCAUUAGUACAUCAUCGAAAGACGAAUAACGCAUCAAACAUUCUGAAUGAAUCGAAAAAUGCCGCCAAUCAACUAAAGACAAAACUAAAAACUGGUUCGACCUCUAUAAAGAAUUAUCAUCUUUCAUCAAAUACAUUUAUUAUGGAUAAUAAUGAUGAUGAUGGUGGUAGUGGUGGAGGUAUUCAUGAUGAUAAUGAUGAUAGAAGCAAUUUUCUAUUAUCAGCGUCGACCAACACAUCAAAUACAACGAUUAAAAAAACAUUAUCGCCAUCUAAAUCGCUAAUUAAUCACACAAACAUGUUACCAUCACAAGUAGCUAGAAGUAAUAAUAUUCAGUAUCAGUUUGAAUCAAAUUGUUUGCCCAAGAAUAAGGCAAACAAUAUUGCAAGCCCAGGAAGUACGUUAUUCAAUGCAUUAAGUUCUAUUUCGGCGUCUAAUGCACCAGUGACUUUAUCAAGCCAAACAAGUAUAGCGAUUCCAGCAUCAACAACAGCUACCAUUUCUAACAAUAGUUAUCCAAGCAACAAUAUCUAUGGAACACUACCAAAAACAACAAAUCCAAGCUCGAGCGGCACAAUAUACGGAAAUGUAACCGCCGUAGCAAAUGAGUUUGAACAAUUGAUUGCGCGUAAUGCAUGCAAUAAUACUAUUACAAAUACAACGACCAACCAUACCAAUUAUCACACCUUGGGCUCAUAUCGAAUCCAGUACUCCUCAACAAACCCGUUUCUGAAUAAUUUUAAUUCCAAAUCCUCAGAGUAAUUCAGACUAUACAGUGUAUAGUAUACACACUCAAAUCUGUCAUUUCAAAAUUAGUCAUUUAUAUGUUAUGUAAAUAAACCGUC
Sitodiplosis mosellana (orange wheat blossom midge) is the source of this 1468-nucleotide messenger RNA. RefSeq names its product rho GTPase-activating protein 100F-like. The transcript is spliced from 3 exons. The coding region runs from base 78 to 1385 and encodes 435 amino acids. NCBI's taxonomy places the organism in Eukaryota, Metazoa, Arthropoda, Insecta, Diptera, Cecidomyiidae. The record is from RefSeq and is a predicted model, not a curated record.